AUGUCCAAAUACGGCGUCCUAGUAAUGGGCCCCGCCGGUGCGGGCAAAACCACCUUCUGCAGCUCCAUCAUCCAACAUCUUCAAAACACGCGCCGCAGUUGUUUCUACGUGAACCUAGACCCCGCGGCCGAAACCUUCAACUACGAGCCGGACCUCGACAUCCGCGAGCUCAUCACCCUCGAAGAUGUGAUGGAAGAGCUGGGGCUAGGUCCCAACGGCGGGCUCAUCUACUGCUUCGAGUUCCUCCUUCAGAACCUCGAAUUCCUCUCUGAAGCCCUCGAUCCCCUCAGCGAAGAAUACCUCAUCAUCUUCGACAUGCCAGGCCAGAUCGAGCUCUACACACACAUCCCGCUGCUCCCUUCCCUGGUGCAGUUCCUAUCCCGGCAGGGCCCGCUAAACAUCAGUCUCUGCGCGGCGUAUCUGCUCGAGAGCACGUUCGUCGUGGACAAGGCCAAGUUCUUUGCCGGCACACUGAGUGCCAUGUCGGCCAUGUUGAUGCUGGAGAUGCCGCACGUCAAUAUCCUGAGCAAGAUGGACCAGGUCAAGGAUAUGGUCUCGCGCAAGGAACUGAAGCAGUUUACUAACGUGGAUGUGAAUAAUCUGCUGGGCACGGCGGGUGACGAGGAAACAUCCUCAGUGGCCACUGGAGACCCAUCGUCCAAGGACACAAUGCUGAGCGGAGGAUCUUUCCAGCAAUUAAACCGCGCGGUCGGCCAACUCAUCGAUGAUUUCAGCAUGGUCUCGUUCCUCAAGCUGGACGUGCAGGAUGAGGAUAGUGUUGCCGCGGUGCUGAGCCAUAUUGACGAUGCUAUUCAGUACCAUGAGGCUCAGGAACCCCGCGAGCCUUCCGAUGCCCAGGAGGUCGAUUACGAAGACUGA
Aspergillus niger is the source of this 879-nucleotide messenger RNA. RefSeq lists its product as uncharacterized. The coding region runs from base 1 to 879 and encodes 292 amino acids. NCBI's taxonomy places the organism in Eukaryota, Fungi, Ascomycota, Eurotiomycetes, Eurotiales, Aspergillaceae. The transcript has a single exon. Gene Ontology annotation, molecular function: GTPase activity. The record is from RefSeq and is a predicted model, not a curated record.